This is a messenger RNA of Neopelma chrysocephalum (saffron-crested tyrant-manakin), 2653 nucleotides long. It is a transcript of the gene SCN2B, whose product is annotated as sodium voltage-gated channel beta subunit 2. The transcript is spliced from 4 exons. The record is from RefSeq and is a predicted model, not a curated record. NCBI's taxonomy places the organism in Eukaryota, Metazoa, Chordata, Aves, Passeriformes, Pipridae. Bases 149 to 796 code for a protein of 215 amino acids. Gene Ontology annotation, cellular component: membrane.
AUUGGGCUGUGGAAAUAAAGCGGCUCUAAUGUUAUAUGUCACCUGCAAAUAACCCGGGCGUUCGAAAAAAAAAAACAAACCCUCCACCACCACCUCCAAAACCCACGCCACCGCCACGUCCUCUCCACACACAAAAAAUCCUCCAAAAAUGAGCCCGGAAGCCUGGCUCCCGCAGCCCACCUUGUUCCUCACUGGCCUCACCUUGCUGCUGUCGCUGGCACCCCCGGGACUGGGCAUGGAGGUCAUGGCCCCUCCCACCAUCAGUGCCUUGAAUGGCACCUCGGUGAAGCUCUCCUGCACCUUCAACUCCUGCUACAAGGUGGAGAACAAGCAGUUUUCCCUCAACUGGACGUACCAGGAAUGCAGUAACUGCUCGGAGGAGCUGUUCCUGCAGUUCCGGAUGAAGAUCAUGAACAAGCAGCUGGACCGCUUCGGGAACCGGGUGGAGUUCACGGGGAACCCCGCCAAGUACGACGUGUCCUUCACCCUCAAAAACGUGCAGCUGGAGGACGAGGGCAUCUACAACUGCUACGUCCUGAACCCUCCGGACCGGCACCGGGGCUACGCCAGCAUCAGCCUGAAGGUGUUCACCGAAGAGCCCCCGAAGCACGACUCGACGGUGGCUGUCAUCGUGGGCGCCUCCGUGGGCGGCUUCUUGGCCGUGGUGAUCCUGGUGCUGAUGGUGGUGAAAUGUGUGCGCCGGAAAAAGCAGCAGAGGCUGAACACGGACGACCAGAAGACGGAGGAGGAAGGGAAGACGGACGGCGAAGGCAACCCGGACGAGGGCACCAAGUAGUGCCCCCCUGCCCGCCCCUCCCUCCUCACCCCUGUACAGCGUGACCCUCUCGAUGUGCUUCCCAGAGCAAGGAUUUCUGUCUCCCCAGAGCAUCCCUCCUUCCAUCCAAAUACCCAACCCAGCCUGGAGCAGGGCGCGGAGAGAAGAAGGUCCCUGGAGCCUGGCCCUGGUGGGCAGGGCUGGGGAGGGGGGCUGAAGCACAUCAAGGCUGCCCUGAGGCUGAGCUGGGACCAGCCUGUCCCUUGCUGAGUGCCAGAGUUGUGAGGAGGUGCUGGGGACAAGCUGGUGUGGGAGAGGGGGGACCAGUGUGGUCCCCACACACAGAAGGACUUGAGCAGGGGGUGCCAGGAGGGGCAGAGGGGUCUGGGCAGCCCCGUGCCUGGUUAUCUGUGCUCUGUCCCAAUGGAAAACAUGAGCAGGGGCCAGUGGCCCCCUGCUCUUGGGGCCAUGGCUCAUCCCUGAGGUGUUCCUGCUGUGCCUGGGGCACAGGCAGUGGUGUUCCCAUCCCCAGGGAUCCUGGGUAGCUGCCAGUCUCCUCCUUGCAAGUCCUGUGUGCCAGUGCUGAGGGUGCUGAGACAGAAAGCUCGUGCUCCUCAGGGACUGUCCCGGGCUGCUGGGAAGCCGAGGGUCAGGUAAUGACCAUGAGCUCAGGUGGUGUUUCAGAGCUUUGCUGUGUUUUGGAACCACUAAUGGCUCCUGGUUUGCAAGGGAUGUACCCUUCUGCCUCCUGGGCUAUUUUUGAGUCUGAGCAUCUCAGCCAAAGGCGCUGGGCUGAUUUUUUUGCGGUCUUGGGGAGGGUAAUUGUAAUGGAAAAUGUUCUGUUGAUGUGUCAAACUGAGGUGGUGGGGAGUGGCAGGGUGAGGCUGCUCAGGUCGAAGAGCUGCUGGGAGGAAGAGGAGAUUUUGGGCACUUGCUGGGAAGGCACAACAGCAGGCCUGGAGUUAGGACAUCUCUGUCACCCUCGAGCAGCCCUGUCAUGCUGAGACUGCCUCCUCCAGCCUCCCUGCAGAGCACUGCACAACCCAUAACUGCCAUGGCAAUGCACUGCCAGCGUGCCCAGUGCCACCUGCCUCACUGGCAGGUGAGCUGUGGGGGCUGGAGCACGCCAGGGUCAGGCAGGCAAGUGACCCAGGGCAGUGUCCCCUGCAGCACCACGCCCGGGCUUUCCUUCUCCCGUGGCAGGCGGGACGUGGGGCAGAAGAGGAGCAGUGCACGGAGCCACAGGGGACACUGCCCAGGGCCAGGUGCCAGGGGUCCUGCCACCCACGAGCAGCACUGCCCGGGGAGAAGGGAGACCUUUGCUGUGCCCCUGGGUGGGUGCCAUCCCGGCUGUGCCACGGGCAGUGCUGUCAGGCCCCGGAGGUGAAGGGACAGCCGCGCACUCCCUGCUCUGCCCCAUCGCUUCCCGCCCCGGCCCCACGUGCCCUCCCCAUCCCGCUCCACCCCGCUGGGCUCCCACCACGCCGCCGCUCCUCUUCCCAUCUGCAGCAGGAAUGUGCCGUGUCCCACACGUGGCUCCCCGUGUCCCGGGGAGGGCCGGGCUGAGCCGCCUGUCCCUCACCCCGCACACCCACAGCUCCCCGCACAGUGCCCGCGGUGUCCCCGCACAGUGCCCGCGGUGUUCCCGCACCGCCUCCGCUCGGGGCCGGGCUCCCGCAGCUCCGGGGCUGAGCCGGCAGCUCGGCGGCCAGAGGCCUCUGAGCCUUUGCACAUGACCAGUCUUGCAUCUGCCUUUCAUUUCUUUCGUGCACUAUAUCCUUUGGAUUGCAACUUGCCAAUGCAUCUGUAUGUACAUAGCUGUACACAGCAGAGAGAGUCUGCAAAUAUAAUAUCUCUACACACACAGGAGGGGCUGGA